Clonostachys rhizophaga is the source of this 1218-nucleotide messenger RNA. NCBI's taxonomy places the organism in Eukaryota, Fungi, Ascomycota, Sordariomycetes, Hypocreales, Bionectriaceae. The record is from the annotation of a GenBank genome assembly.
AUGGCCGACUACGACCCGCUCGUGCUGCUGCGACAGUCCAUCUCGGGCAACAAACCCUUUGUCCCAAGCGCGUCCACCGACCCAGCUUCCCCCGAAGUCGAGCUUGCUCAAGCGACACAUCUGGCAUUCCCCGAGCAAGGUGUAGCUCUACCCUUCUCUACAUCAACGCGCUUCGCCUCCAAUGACCAGUCGGUGGAUCUGCGCAGUAUCUACUUCGCGUGGCUAAACCGCGAACGCGCUAUCCCCGAGUACAAUGCUGCCGCAACAGCUUUAAAUGAUAGCCUCGGUGCUGGUGGCAAGGUCCAAAACCUGGGUUUCAUCGAGCGACUCGAUCUGAUCACAUGGCUAGAGGGGGCUAGCGAAGAAAGUGAAUACAUCAAGCCUUUGGCAGGGGACAAGGACGGAUCAGCUGUGGCCGGAGGUGGUGCCGCCGCUGCCUCCAAGACUGGCGCUCAGUCUUCAGCUACCCAGGCGCGGUCAGGAAAAGGGACAUUGGAUCCCAAGCUCGCGAGUGUCUACAAUGGUGAGCGACGGAUGGGAGAUCGCAACACCGUGCUCAGAGGCAUUAAACCAACCGACUUCUCUCAUGUUCGGAAACUCGCGGCGCCAUUCCUCGCCAAGAAGGCCCCGUCUGCUCAUAUUAACAAUACACAGAGCAUAGCACUUAAUCAAAAGACGCCGUCUAGAAGACCGAAUCCCAUUAUUUUGCUGUCACCCUCUGCCUCGGCCCUCAUUCGUCUAUCCAAUGCCCGUUCUUUCCUGAUGGAGGGCAAGUUUUCUCCACCAGACACUGGUUCCUCCAACAGCAACAUGCUACAGAUCGAACGCAGUAUACCUAGCGUUGACCCAGCACGCCUCACGCGCUUCAUCCUGGUAGAGGGUCCAGAACAAUUCAAGCCCGAGUACUGGAACCGCGUUGUGGCUGUCUUCACAACCGGUCAGACAUGGCAGUUCAAGAACUACAAAUGGAGCAACCCCAACGAGCUGUUCAAGCAUACGCUGGGCAUCUAUGUCGGCUGGCGUGACGACCAGCCCCCUGAUAACGUCCGGGGCUGGGGCCACCGCGUAGUGUCUACAGGCGUCGACCGAUGGAGGGGCGAGGGCCAUGAGGACACCCGCUUUAGGGACAAGGAGGUCGUGGAGCAGAUUUGGAAGUCAAUUGAGCUCAACAUGUCUCAAAAGGGGUGGAGGAAAGAUGCCGCCCCAAGCUCCAUCUAG